CGCACGGGCUUCGAACAGUUUUGAGUGAAUCGUUGUGCGAAGCGGUCAUCCAGGAACGCGGAACUUCCGCCUUCACAGUUGCCCGUGCCGGUGAAAACGGUUCUGCUGGUAACCCCUACCGUGUGUAAGGGCAGUUCCGUGCGUUGCGUGUCGCGUGGUCCUUUCCCUCCCAGGGAGGAUGGCUGGUGCCUGGACGCGGCUCCGCUGGUGCAGUGAGUGACAGUGCGUCCUGUGGUCUGCCUUUUUCGUUGUUCUGUUGUUUUGGUUAGUGCGUAUGUGUGUAUUAUACCAGUGGUGGUGAUGGUGGCAGUGAGAGGAGGUUCAGUGACUCGACCAACCGCAAACAAAAACAUCAACCAGACCCAGCAAAACACGCAACAACCAGGUGACGCACCGCGCACGGGGUGUUGAAAGGCAUCAAUCAACGGUACAGCGUCUUCAAGCGCUAGCGCAACAGCAACACUUCGCACUCCCCACUUGUUAGUAACAGCGCCACAAGUAACAGCAGACAAGCACACACAUCCACAUACACACACACAAGGUACACUCAAACUCAAAUAAAAAGAAAGAAAAAAGGGUAACACUCCUAAACCGAGCGUUACUGUGGAAGUUAAGUGCGUGUGAAGAAAUAAAAACACGACACGGGAAAAGCAAGUGAGCGAGCGAGAAAGAGAAAGAGAGAGAGAGACGGAGAGAGAAAGAAGCAACAGGGAAUUACACACAAAUAAAAAAAAAAACAACAGACGAUAAAAAAAUGUACUAAAACAACUACACAAAACCACGCACGCAGCCAAACAGGUAGGCAGGAACAAAUAAAAACAGGGUUGGAAAAGCACACAAAAGGAGUGAGUAACUCCGGGGAGUACAUACACACGUACACACACACACACACACAUUCAAGCAGCUACUACAACCGAAAAUAUAUAUAUACACUAACGGAUCGUUAACAACCGACCGACAACAGCGCCCUAUUCAGGAGAUAGGACAGAGGACGGUGGACCACCCCCCCCCCCCCAAGCAAAAAGGGAUGUCAUCGCAUCGCACCGAUUGCUUAAUUCCAGGUCCGGCGUAAAUCAACCUCACCCGCUUCACCCAACCCAGUGCCCAAUUACCACCUCGCGCGACAUGGCCGCCCGUGCACAACCAAAGCUUUAACUCUUCGCCAACAUAUCACCAACGCCUGGGGAGAGGCAGGUGCCCUUCCGUAUAGACAACUGCCUGUGUGUGCCUGUGCGCGGAACGUUAUUCCCCCCCCCCCCCCCUCGUUUGUGCACUUACCCUCACCAACAGCACCAACAGCAAUGGACAAUUAGUGGCCAUAGUUUGUGGCGGAAAGUUUGCGCUACCAGUGCCGCGACAGGACGACUUACCAGCUGGCUGGGGGUUUGCUAGAAUCUUCGGACGACUGUAAUCGAGCGAGAGAGAGAGAGAGAGAGAGAUAGAGAGAGAGAGUGAAAGUGAAGUGAAUAGCGAAGGACACCCUUUGGCCCCCAAGAUGUCUCUGACGGUGCGAAUUAACAAGUUUCAGCUGCCAAAGCCCAAGGCGAACCUGCUCGGGCGGGUCGAGUUUCGGGGUGUUGCGCAUACGACCACCGAGCUGAACUGCGGGUCGGAGCUUGUCGAAGUCAAUCAGAGCUUCAUUUGGCCGCUAGCCCGGGCCGCGGACGAGACGGAAACGAUAACGGUCGAGCUGCGGCAGCAGACGACCAAGAUCCUGCUCAAGACGGCGAUCGGCGUGUCGGGGUCCGGGACGCCCUCGAGCCGCGGCAGCAUCACCAGCAGCACGAAAAUUAUCGGCCGAUUCGUCAUGCUAGCGCAAGCACUCAUCCACGAGGGCCGGCUGCGGAUAGAGGACCGGCUGGUGGACCUGUCCAACAAGCCAAUCGAUGCAUACGUCAGCUUCGACGUGUACUACCAGAGUCCGGAGGACGAGUCGGGCAACUUUUACGCGCCCCGCGUCGUCCACUCGCUCCACCAGCAGUCGAGCAUCGACGACGACCAGCAGAUGCUGCUCAACAUCGAGCAAAACAUUGCCAACCUCGAGAAGAGCAUCACGCAGGGCAAGGGGGUGGACGGGGCGGGCCCGUCCGGCGGUGGUCAGGCCGGCCAGCGCCGGCCCGGCCGCACCAGCAACGGGGGCGACCGGAAACCGAACAUCAUCAAGCGCGUCAUGUCUUCCGGGUCGGCGGGGCUCGGCGAACGGGCACCGCCGGCCCGGUCGCCCGGCCCCGCCGACCACGCCUCGUCCGACAAUGAGGCGUCCGUGCGGCCGGCGCGCUCGCUCGCCGACAAGAAGGUGACGCUGCGGACGGUGCGCAACUUCAUGCGGCUCGGGCGGUCGCGCCAGUCGUCGCGCGAAAGCACCGCCAGCAGCACGGAGGACGAGGGCAAAUCGCUCAUCGGCGACACGGACUACACGCGGGUACAGCCCGAACCGGCGGCGGAGGGCGGUGGCGAGGGACCGGCCGGCCGGUCGGUCGGGUUCGAGGGGGGCGAGGGGCAGCCGGCGGCACCAGCGGACAGCCCAACGCAUGGGCGGGCGGGCGGCGAAAACGUAUCGCAAACGUGCAGCACCCACUCGAACGCGUCCAGCGACGGCGAGGAUGUAACCGCUAAUGAGAAGCUGAAGAAAAUCAAGAGCCUGGCGAAAGGGAACGACCACCUCAAGUCGCAGGACUUUCAGGUCUGCGUUACCGUCAUCGAGGCCCGCCAGCUGCCCGGCCUGAACAUGGACCCGGUCGUCUGCAUCCAGGUCGGGGACCAGAAGAAGUACACCAGCGUGAAGGAGAGCACCAACUGUCCGUACUACAACGAGUACUUUGUGUUCGACUUUCACAUGCCGCCAGUGAUGCUGUUCGACAAGAUCAUCACACUUUCCGUCAUCCAUUCACGCAAGUUCAUGCGCUCCGGAACGGUGGUGGGCUCGUUCAAAAUCGAUCUCAAAACAGUCUACGAUGCGCCCGAUCAUCAGUUCUACCACAAGUGGGCCCUGCUGUCCGAUCCGGAGGACUUUGCGGCGGGCCCGAAGGGUUACCUCAAGUGUGACGUCGGCAUCAUCGGCAAGGGCGACACGGUGAAGGUGCCGCCCAAAUCGGAGAAGGACCCGGACGACAUCGAAGCGAACCUACUGCUCCCGGACGGUGUGCCGAUCGAGCGGCAGCGGGCAAAGUUCAUCGUGAAGGUGUACCGGGCGGACGGGCUGCCGCGCAUGAACUCGUCCAUCAUGGCGAACGUGAAGCGGGCGUUCACCGGCGAGACGAAGGAUCUGGUCAACCCGUACGUGCAGGUGUCGUUCGCCGGGCUGACGGGCAAAACGAACGUGAAGAAGGCAUCGUACAAUCCGGUGUGGAACGAGCAGCUCGUCUUUACCGAGAUGUUUCCGCCACUGUGCCAGCGCAUCAAGAUACAGCUGCGCGAUGCCGACCCGAUGAAGCCGUCGAUCAUCGGCACGCACUACAUCGACCUGAAGCAGAUCUCGAACGACGGCGAGAAGGGUUUCCUGCCGACGUACGGGCCCUCGUUCGUGCAUCUGUACGGGUCGACGCGGGACUACAACCUGCUCGACCAGCACUCGAACCUGAACACGGGCCUGGGCGAGGGCGUUAGCUACCGGGCCCGGCUGCUCAUCGCGAUCCGGACGGAGAUUACCGACAACGUGGAGCUGUUCGCCGACAAGAAUGUGGAGGUGGAACCGACGCUGCCGAUCUGCGAGUCGUCCUACUGCAAGACGGACGGGUUCUUCCUGUUCGCGUCCGUGCUCGAGGCGUCGAUGCUGGACAAGAAGGUGUGCGACCGGUCCGUGUACUUCGAGCUGAGCAUGGGUAACGCGGGCAACUCGCUCGACGGGCACAACGAGAGCGCCACCACCAACAUGGACGACGACGACGAUCCGGUGUCGAUCGAUACGACCGCGUACAACAGCACGACGAGCGCGUGCAAACCGAUCUCGCACGACAAGAACCACUACUACCUGCCGUACUGGGACUACAAGCCGUGCAUGGACGUGCGGGCCUGGUUUCCGGACCUGCGGCGCCGCAUGUACAACAGCAACAUGAUCGCGAAGAUCAGCGAGCGGCUGGAGGUGGGCCUGGCCGAGACGAACCUGCUGCUGGAGGACGAGGACCCGACCGCCGAGGUGAAGCUGCGCGGCGUGCUGGAGGAGGUCGCCUCGAGCUGCAACAAGUACGUGACGAUUACGCGCGGCGCCCUGGUCGGGCCGGGCACGGGCAAGACCAAGCUCGACAAGGAGCGGCUGAAGCUGUGCCAGCGCGAGCUCGAAUCGAUCGGCAACAUGGCGCGCAAUCUGCGCGCGCUCGUCACCAAGAGCUCGAUGCGCGAACGGUACCGGACGGCGCAGAGCUACCUCGUGCGGUUGCGCUUCCUGGUGGAGGAUCCGCAGCACGCCCUGCCGGACGUGUUUGUGUGGAUGAUCGCGAACGGGAAGCGGGUGGCGUACCAUCGGCUGGACGCGCGCGACCUGCUGUACAGCACGAUCGAGGAGGAGACGGGCGUGCACUGCGGCAAGGUGCAGACCGUGUUUCUCAAGCUGCCCGGCCGGCAGGCGGAGGGGCCGGCCGGGUGGCACGUGCGGGCCAAGCUGUCCCUCUACCUGUGGCUCGGCACGCUCAAGCACAAGCGCUUCUUCUACACCGGCCUGCCGAAGGGCUACGAGCUGCUGCACGAGCUGAAGAACGCGGAAAAGGUGAACGUGCCGGCGCCGACCACCGUGCACUACGUCGAGCGGCACGUGUUUCAGCUGCGCGCCCACAUCUACCAGGCCCGGUCGCUGAUCGGGUCGGACGCGUCCGGGCUGAGCGACCCGUACGCGACCGUGUACGUGACCGAGCACGCGAAAACGACGCAGGUGAUCGAGGAGACGCUCAGUCCGACCUGGGACGAGCUGCUCGUGUUCGACGAGGUGACGGUGUACGGCUCGAAGGACGAGAUACGGCGCGAUCCGCCCACCAUCGUGAUCGACGUGUACGACCAGGACAAGGUGGGCAAGUCGGACUUUAUCGGGCGCGCGAUCGCCCGGCCGCGGGUGAAGCUGCGCGAGCACCACUACAGCACGCCCGUGCUCGAGUGGUUCGAGAUAACGCGCGGGCUGGACGGGGCCGGCGAGCUGCUCGCCGCGUUCGAGAUGCUCGAGCACGGCUCGGACGACGUGCCGCGCCUGUCCGACCCGAAGUACGUCGCGUGCAGCAGCGGCAGCGGCGGCGAGCACGUACCGCAACCGACGCUUGCCAUCCUGCCGGUGCCGCAGGAGGUGCGGCCGAAUCUCGCCCGGUUCCGCAUCGAGGUGCUGUUCUGGGGGCUGCGCGACCUGAAGCGCGUCCACUUCAUGACGGUGGACAAGCCGCGCAUCGACAUCGAGUGUUCCGGCCGCAUCCUCAACUCGAGCAUCGUGCAGAACGCGAAAAAGAAUCCCAACUUUGCCAGCAUGCUCAAGUUCUUCGACCUGGACCUGCCGGUCGAGGAGCGGUACGCGCCCCCGAUCACGAUCCGCGCGGUCGACUGCCGGUCGUUCGGGCGGUACACGCUCGUCGGCACGCACCAGAUCACCUCGAUCCACCGGUACAUGCACCGGGCGCUGCCGAAGGAGGACCCGAAGCGGUACAACCAGGACGGGCAGCUGGUGCUGGCCCGGCGGCGCACGGACGCCGGUGGCAACGUGCUGCCCGAGGGGGGCAUGCCGGGCGACUCGUGGUCGGGCGAGAACCUCACCCUGUACGGGGCGGCUUGCGUUGCCAAGGGGGUGGGCGGUGGGGCCGGCAGGGCGGGCAAGCGCACGAAGCGCAAGGGCGCGGACGGUGCGCCGGGGGCCGGGUUCGAGGGGCAGGAGGGGGCGGGCCAGGACGGGGACGACGAUGACGAUGGGUCGAGCAAGGACUGGUGGACGAAGUACUUCCUGUCGUACGAGCGGCUGAUCGAGUCGGCCAAGGGUGGCGCAGCCGGGGGAGCGGGUGCCGGCGCGGGCGGGGCGGGAGCGAUGGGGGGCGCGGAGCCGGGCGGCUCGGGCGACGGCGGCAAGAAGCUCGGCGUCAAGACGUCCCGGCUCGUGUCGAAGCUGAGCCCGAAGGCGGCAGCGCCGAAGAAGCCGCCGAAUCCGCGCGUCGCCACCUGCCAGAUCUACCCGAGCGAGCUGGAGUCGGUGUACGAGUACGGGCAGUUCCGCGAGUGGCUCCACUCGUUCCCGCUCUACCGCGGCAAGAAGACGGGCGACAGCACGGAGGACGAGACGCGCAUCGUCGGCUUCUUCAAGGGCGCGAUCAAGGUGUACCGGCUGCCGAUCGAGAAGGGCAUGGAGCCGGCGUUCGCGCCGACCCUGCCGCUGAACGAUCCGAUCCACGUGCUGGUGCGCGUGUACGUGGUGAAGGCGACCGAUCUGCACCCGAUGGACCUGAACGGGAAGGCCGACCCGUACGUGGUGCUGCAGCUCGGCAGCAAGCGCGUGUCGGACAAGGACAACUACGUCAGCAAGCAGCUUAAUCCGGUGUUCGGCAAGUGCUUCGAGAUCGAGGCGACGUUCCCGCAGGACUCGAUGCUGACGGUGCAGAUCUUCGACUGGGAUCUGGUCGGGUCGGACGAUCUGAUCGGGGAGACGAAGAUCGACCUGGAGAAUCGGUUCUACAGCCGGCACCGGGCCAUGUGCGGCAUCUCCAUGCGCUACGAAGACUCCGGCUACAACAUCUGGCGCGAUCCGAUGAAGCCGACCCAGAUCCUGUCGAAGCUGUGCAAGGACAACAAGCUGGAGGCACCGCAGUACCUGCAGGACCGCGUCACGAUCGGGCGCUGCUGCUUUCUGUUCACGAGCGAGGAGAUCCAGACCUGGUCCAGCCCGACCUCGAUCAAGUACCGGGACGAGCAUCUGGCGCUGGCGGUGCUGCACCGCUGGGAGGAGAUGCCGCGCGUCGGCUGUAAGAUCGUGCCGGAGCACAUCGAGGCGCGGUCGCUGUACAACAGCGACAAGCCGGGCAUCGAGCAGGGCAAGCUGGAGAUGUGGGUCGACAUGUUCCCGAUGGACAUGCCGCUGCCGGGGCCACCGGUCGACAUCUCACCCCGCAAGCCGAAGUCGUACGAGCUGCGCGUGGUGAUCUGGAACACGGACGACGUCGUGCUGGAGGACGAUGCCUUCUUCACCGGCGAAAAGAUGUCCGACAUCUACGUGAAAGGGUGGCUGAAGGGACCGCAGGACAUGCAGGCGACCGACAUCCACUACCGGUCGCUCACCGGCGAGGGCAACUUUAACUGGCGCUUCAUCUACCCGUUCGAGUAUCUGGCGGCCGAGGAGCGGAUCGUGCUGUCGCGCAAGGAGUCCCUGUUCAGCUGGGACGAGACGGAGGUGAAGAUACCGGCCCGGCUGGAGCUGCAGGUGUGGGACGCGGACCACUUCUCCGCGGACGACUUCCUCGGUGCCAUCUCGCUCAACCUGAACCGGUUUCCGCGCGGCGCCAAAUCGUCCAAGCUGUGCACGCUCGACAUGCUGCGCACGGACAACGUGCCGACGGUGAACAUCUUCAAGCAGAAGCGCGUCCGCGGCUGGUGGCCGUUCUUCAUCAAGAAGGAGAACGACGAGAUGGAGCUGACCGGCAAGGUGGAGGCGGAGAUCCAUCUGCUGACGAAGGAGGAGGCGGAAAAGAAUCCGGCCGGUUUCGGGCGCAACGAGCCGGACCCGCUCGAAAAGCCAAAUCGACCGGACGCAUCGUUCAUGUGGUUCCUGAACCCGCUCAAGUCGGUCCGGUACAUCGUCUGGCACAACUACAAGUGGAAGAUCAUCAAGGGGCUGAUCAUCAUCGGGAUCGCCAUCCUGCUGCUGCUGUUCUUCUACGCCGUGCCGGGCUACACGGUCAAGAAGAUGCUCGGUGCUUAAGCAGAGCGAAAGGAAGAGGCUCCAGUCACACACACACACACAAUCAACCGAAUCCGAACGCAACUCAAACCACCAAAAAUCGAACCGAACCGUUUUUACGAGAUACAAUCACGUGCUUUCAUCGAUCUAUACCGCUUUCCCAUCUUACCGAUUCUUACCACAAAGUUUACAGCACAAGGUCGGCGAAACGCUGAAGUUUAACACACACAAAUCAACGAUGUCCGCCCGUGCAAUGCUCUGGCCUGUCCUUGGGCCGGCUGUCGUUGCUGGUUAGGAAAUCGUCCAACGCGACACCAAAGUAGCGUAGCGUAGCGUACUUAGUUAAAACAAAAAUGAAACGACCGGCACAUCCGCUGGUACAUGGCACUAGCACAAGCAGAUUUAAACACAUAGACACACACAGACACACAAAAUCCCCAAAAGUAUUUAUACAUAUUCAUAUAUAUAUACACUGACCAUUACACUGACGAUGUUUUAUGCAACGAAAGGCCAUCAAACUCAUCAUCGGAUCAUCAUCAGCACCUUAAAAGAUCCAACUCCCUUCCCACGCGUUUGUAGGAACAACCAAUUUGUGUACAUACACACACACACACACAGACACACGCACUCAAACACUCCACAACUCCCAUGAAGCACUAGUAGAUCCUCCCGAACAAGUGUAUUGGUAUGUUCCGACCAGGACCUAAGGACCAACCGUUUUUUCUCACACUGCAAAUUGUUGCAAUUCGUUGCUGUUUAAACGUACAAUUAGAGCUUACAAACCAAAACCACGAAAACAAAGAAGAAGAAAAACGAAACGCUAAGGAACGGGACGUACCCGCGUACGCACACGGAUACACAUGGGCGCACACGCCAUAGCACCACAAACUAUCAGAACAAUCUAUACUAAUCGUUAUCAGAGGCUCUAUCCAGAACUGUUUCAUAUACAUAUAUAAAUAUACACACACACACAUAUAUAUAUAUACAUAUAUUUAGGUAUACAAAGCUAAACAAGCGUCGGGACGCUUGCCCCUUUUUCGCUCUUCAAAGAGACACAAACGUACACACAAACACAAACUUAGUGAGGUAGUGGUAGCGCAGCUAUUUUGCGAUCCCUUUUUUCCUCAAUUUGCUGGCGCGCGCUAGUACACACGUAAACACACUUGUAUAGUAGAUAGAGCAAAGAGAAAAGACAUCCAAUUUAUCCUAAUCAAAAUCUUAACCAAUCAAACCAAACGGAAAUGGGUAAACGGGGACGGGCCACCGGCCACACCGCGUUGGCCGGUAUGCACCUACUUGCUUGGAAACGUUUUGAAACAUUGUUUUGCAUACCUUUAGGCGGGCUCAUGCAGGGCGGAGUGUUAAACAUCGGCAAACUGUUGCGUCUCGGCUUGGCAGAAAGUUGCGUUUGUGUGUUUGGUGUUUUGUUUAGUGCAAAAAUGCUUGCACAAAUAAACAUUUUGCUUGGGUAGGGAUUUUUCGUUAAAUUUUUAUCAAAUGAAUGUUUUACCUAAACCGGUUAAAAAGGCAAACAAAGCCCAACAAUUGCAUACCGUCCGGCGCUCGAAUGCGGUUCGGCGCCAGAAUGUAGACGAGAUGUGCGCUCUGGAGUGCACCCACGACUCCGAUCUGACUCCGACUAUUGUUAGCCCGAUUCCGACCCUUUUCGGAGCCGUUUGAAGUCGGAGUAGUAUGGAGUUGCCUGGAGUCGUUCGGAGUCUUCCGUAGUCGACUGAAGUCGACCGGAGUCGGGGUCAUUCAAAGUCGUCCAGAGUCGAUCAGAGUCGACCGGAAUCGGAGUUGGGCGGAGUCGGACUACUCCGACUUCGUAAUACUCCGGACGACUCCGGGCGACUCCGAACUACUCCGGAUGACUCCGGGCGACUCCAUACUACUCCGACUUUGAACGGCUCCAAACGAAUCCUAACGACUCCGGACGACUCCGGACAACUCCGGACGACUCCGGACAACUUCUGACGACUCCAGAAGACUCCGGAUGACUCCAUACUACUACGACUUCCAACAACUCCAAACGACUCCUGCUGAUUCCAGACGACUACAGACGAAUCCGAGCGAUUCCGAACGACUCCGGAUAAUGCUUGGCGGACCUACUUUGCGGAAUCGGCUCCGAAAUUAUCGGAGUCGGAUCAGAGUCGACUCCGAAUUUUUGCCAACCUUACCCCCUCACUAAUAUGAACCAUUGCGCAGUGUGCGCUCGCGCAAACCGGACAUACCAAAACGCCCGAAAGGUAUGCAAACAUUGCAUCACGAAGCUGCGUCGAUAUGAAGCACGUUUCUGGGUCAAACCAUUGCCAAACCGGGCGUCGGUGGCGUCGGUGGCCUAACCUUACUACUGUUACACUCUUUAUCGUUAUCUAUAAAACAUACCACCCCCCCUUCCCACUCCCCGCAGCCUUCGUCAACGUUCGGCUCCUGUUGUCCCUUACUCCCCAUUAGCGUGUGAGGCGACAACCAUGCGACCAUGCGCCGAUGCACACGGGAAUGGGGCGAUUGGAUAGAGAUAUUUCUCAUCCUCACCCCUCCCCCCAAUCACCCACCACCGUACUUAUAAUAGAGUUAUAUCCAAGUGUUGAGAUGUGUUGAUUUCACUUACCUACAUUUAUCAAGACACAAAUAAAAAGCUUUAAAAUAAACGAACACAA
This is a messenger RNA of Anopheles gambiae (African malaria mosquito), 10512 nucleotides long. Its product is annotated as otoferlin. The transcript is spliced from 18 exons. Gene Ontology annotation, cellular component: membrane. The record is from RefSeq and is a predicted model, not a curated record. Bases 1496 to 7870 code for a protein of 2124 amino acids. Lineage: Eukaryota; Metazoa; Arthropoda; Insecta; Diptera; Culicidae. Gene Ontology annotation, biological process: plasma membrane organization.